GGGGCGACGGUCACCUGAUCCGCGGCGGCAGUGGAGACCGAGGCAGCGGAGACCGAGGCUAUGAUGGCGGCGACUGCGGCGGCUCGGGUGCCGGCUGGGACGCGGCGGGCCCCGGAGCUCCGGCAGAUGCAGUGGCUGCCGCUGUUGCUGGUAGCGGCGGCGGUGGCAGCGGCGUCGGCGGAACAGCAGGUGCCGCUGGUGCUGUGGUCGAGUGACCGGGACUUGUGGGCUCCUGCCGCCGAAGCUCAUGAGGGCCACAUCACCAACGACAUACAGCUCUCCACCUACUUAGACCCCGCCCUGGAGCUGGGCCCCCGCAACGUGCUGCUGUUCCUGCAGGACAAGCUGAGCGUCGAGGACUUCACGGCUUACGGCGGCGUGUUUGGGAAUAAGCAGGACAGUGCCUUUUCUAACCUGGAGAAUGCCCUGGAGCUGGCCCCCUCGUCGCUGGUCCUUCCUGCCGUCGACUGGUACGCUGUCAGCACUCUGACCUCCUACCUGCAGGAGAAGCUCGGGGCCAGCCCCCUGCACGUGGACCUGGCCACACUGCGGGGGCUGAAGCUCAAUGCCAGCCUCCCUGCCUUGCUGCUCAUCCGCCUGCCCUACACGGCCAGCUCGGGUCUGAUGGCGCCGAGGGAAGUCCUCACAGGCAACGAUGAGGUCAUCGGGCAGGUGCUGAGCACGCUCCAAUCUGAAGAUGUCCCUUACACCGCAGCCCUCACGGCGGUUCGCCCUUCCAGGGUGGCCCGCGAUGUAGCCGUGGUGGCCGGGGGGCUGGGUCGCCAGCUGCUGCAGAGACAGUCAGAGUCAGCGGUGAUCCACCCCCCUGUGAGUUACAAUGACACUGCCCCCCGGAUCCUGUUUUGGGCCCAGAACUUCUCCGUGGCAUACAAAGACAAGUGGGCGGACCUGACCUCCGUCACCUUUGGGGUCCAGGGCCUCAACCUGACUGGCUCCUUCUGGAACGACUCUGUUGCUAGGCUGGCGCUGACCUACGAUCACCUCUUUGGUACCACAGUGACAUUCAAAUUCGUGCUAGCCAGCCGCUUCUACCCGGUGUCUGCCCGGCACUGGUUUACCAUGGAGCGCCUCGAAAUCCACAGCAAUGGCUCCGUCGUCUCCUUCAACGCCUCCCAGGUCACGGGGCCCAGCGUCUACUCCUUCCACUGCGAGUUUGUCAGCAGCCUGAGCCAGAAUGGCAACCUCCUUGUGCCACACACACAGCCCUCUCUCUGGCAGAUAGAGCUGCAGGACUUCCAGAUCCAGGCCUUCAACGUGACGGGCGAGCAGUUCUCCUACGCCAGCGACUGCGCUGGCUUCUUCUCCCCAGGCAUCUGGAUGGGGCUGCUCACCUCCCUGUUCAUGCUCUUCAUCUUCACCUACGGCCUGCACAUGGUCCUCAGCCUUAAGACCAUGGACCGCUUCGAUGACCACAAGGGCCCUACCAUCUCUUUGACCCAGAUUGUGUGACCCUGAAUCCAUGGGGGGGUUGAGGCAGAGGGGUUCCAGGUGGUCCUGUCCCCACCUUGAGGCAUGUGGGACCCAAGGGCUUCCCUCCUGCCACCAUAGCAUGAAAUUCAAGCUCCUUCCAGCCUGUCUUGCUCCCUGUUCACCCCGAGGGGCUUCUGUGGGGCUGCUGCCCCAUCUAAGACAAGGUGUACAUAUUAUGCAUAGACAGUAGAUGACACUCGAGAGCGCUGUCCUGAGAGGGCAACGCACCUGCGCUUCAGGGCCCUCUGCCCCUCCGUAUUUAUUCUCAUCUGCACCUGCCUCUUGCUGUUUAUAGUGCUUUUGUGUAGUGAAGCCCCUCCCUCCGGCUCGCUGGGGCUCCCUGUGCCAGUCAGGAAGGGGAGGGUUCCAGAGUUGGGGGGGCUGUAGAAGUACUAGUACCUGUCCUGCCUGGCUGUCCUUAGCGUUUUUUGGUGACGUGCUAACCAUAGCAGUGCACUGGGGUUUAUUCCGUGGCCUGGGAAGGAAGGGACCACCAAGGCAGGUGGGCUGGGGGUGGUCGCUCUGUUUCUGGCAUGUUGCGCGGGGGGUUUCCUUCCUACUACAAUAAAGACGGGUCGCCAUGC
Messenger RNA from Condylura cristata (star-nosed mole), 2075 nucleotides. RefSeq names its product ATPase, H+ transporting, lysosomal accessory protein 1 (gene ATP6AP1). The record is from RefSeq and is a predicted model, not a curated record. NCBI's taxonomy places the organism in Eukaryota, Metazoa, Chordata, Mammalia, Eulipotyphla, Talpidae. Bases 61 to 1470 code for a protein of 469 amino acids. The transcript is spliced from 10 exons. Gene Ontology annotation, cellular component: proton-transporting V-type ATPase complex.